AUGUUGGGUAGUGAUGGAACAAAGAAGUUAUCGUUUAGGCAGUCAAUCAGAGAUGGAGAUUUGGUUAUUGUGUACGAGAAGAGAGACGUAAUGAAGGCUGUAGAAGUAUGUGAGACAUCAGUGCUUCAGAAUCGUUUUGGUGUAUUUAAACAUUCGGAUUGGAUUGGAAAGCCUUUUGGGUCUAAGGUUUUAAGCAGCAAAGGUGGAUUUGUUUACUUAUUAGCUCCAACUCCUGAAUUAUGGACUCUGGUUUUAAGCCACAGGACUCAGAUUCUUUAUAUUGCUGAUAUUUCCUUUCUCAUCACCUACUUGGAAAUUGUUCCUGGUUCUUUGGUGCUUGAGUCCGGUACUGGUAGUGGAUCUUUAACCACCUCACUUGCUAGGGCUGUCGCUCCUACAGGACAUGUCUAUACUUUUGAUUUCCAUCAACAAAGGGCUGCCUCUGCCAGGGAAGAUUUUGAGAGCACAGGAGUGAGCAGUUUAGUGACAGUGGGAGUUAGAGACAUCCAAGGUGAGGGAUUUCCAGAGGAAUUUUCUAGGUUGGCUGAUUCUGUUUUUCUGGAUCUACCCCAACCAUGGCUGGCCAUUCCGUCAGCUGGGAAAAUGUUGAAACAAGAUGGGACUCUGUGCUCCUUUUCACCUUGCAUUGAGCAAGUACAGCGAUCUUGUGAAACUCUAAAUUCUAACUUUAGAGAUAUAAGGACAUUUGAGGUACUGCUUCGGACAUAUGAAGUUCAUGAAGGGAAGAUGGAUAGUUUCCAGAGCAAUGAAGGUGUUUCUCUUAGGUCUCCUCCUUGCAAGAGGAGACAACGCUCAAGUGAAAGCAACACUGUGCAUGACAGCUCAAGUUCUCCUGCAGUCAUGGCUAGACCAUGUGCUGAUGCAAGAGGUCACACUGGCUAUUUGACAUUUGCAAGACUCAAAUGUCUCUCAUAA
Molecule: messenger RNA, 936 nt
Organism: Dovyalis caffra
Lineage: Eukaryota; Viridiplantae; Streptophyta; Magnoliopsida; Malpighiales; Salicaceae
Source: the annotation of a GenBank genome assembly